AUGAGUGAAUCAGGUCCGCAAGUGAAGAUUAGAGAGGCAACCAGAGAUAAUGUGGAUUUUAUCCUGUCUGAUGUCGACUUGGCGUUGGCCAACUCUCUGCGUAGGAUAAUGAUUGCCGAGAUUCCGACGUUGGCCAUAGACUCUGUUGAAAUUGAGACAAAUACUACGGUUCUGGCCGAUGAGUUUAUCGCCCACCGGCUGGGGCUGAUUCCUCUCCAAAGUGCGGACAUCGAACAGCUGGAAUACUGUCGCGACUGUUUCUGCGAGGACCAUUGCGACAAAUGUUCGGUGGUAUUGACGCUACACGCGAUUGGCGAGAGUGAAAGUACAACGAACGUAUACGCCAAGGACUUGGUUAUCGUUUCGAAUCUGAUGGGACGCAAUAUAGGGCAUCCCAUCAUACAGGAUAAAGAGGCGAACGGUGUGUUGAUUUGUAAACUGAGGAAGGGCCAAGAGCUGUCGAUGAAGUGUGUGGCAAAGAAGGGCAUAGCGAAGGAGCACGCCAAGUGGGGUCCCGCAGCCGCCAUAGAGUUUGAAUACGACCCAUGGAACAAACUAAAACACACAGACUAUUGGUACGAGCAGGAUAUCGCGAAGGAAUGGCCCGCGUCGAAAAACAGCGAAUACGAAGAUCCACCGAACAAGGACGAUGCAUUUGAUUACACAGCUAAAGCCAACACUUUUUACAUGAACGUUGAAACGGUCGGGUCAAUCAGCUCCGAUCAGGUUGUGCUGAGGGGCAUCGACACACUUCAAAAGAAAGUCGCCUCGAUACUUCUCGCGCUGAAUCAGAUGGACCAGGAUAGGGUUAAUUUUGCCACGGCGGCGCACGCCGGCAUGCCCGGCACUAGCGAGCCGGGCGCCCCGGACGUUGCAAUGGAUGGAAUGCAAGACCAAAUACCCUACGGCAACGGGAGCGGUGCUUACGACGAGGCGUGGUGA
Torulaspora globosa is the source of this 942-nucleotide messenger RNA. RefSeq names its product DNA-directed RNA polymerase II core subunit RPB3 (gene RPB3). Gene Ontology annotation, biological process: DNA-templated transcription. Gene Ontology annotation, cellular component: RNA polymerase II, core complex. The record is from RefSeq and is a predicted model, not a curated record. Bases 1 to 942 code for a protein of 313 amino acids. Gene Ontology annotation, molecular function: protein dimerization activity; DNA-directed RNA polymerase activity; DNA binding. The transcript has a single exon. Lineage: Eukaryota; Fungi; Ascomycota; Saccharomycetes; Saccharomycetales; Saccharomycetaceae.